AUGGAGGUAGGAGAAAGCCUGAAAGAACUUAACAUGACAGCGGACGAAAUCAGCAGAUUCACUAAGGCCUUUAAAGACGAGAAAUUCAGGGAAAUGCUGCACGACUACGCACAAGAAAUAUCAGACCCUGCGAAUAAGAAGAAGUAUGAAGAAGAGAUCACACUUCUGGAGCAGGAGAGAGGAAACAACAUCGAGUUUAUCCACCCGGAACCAUUCAGGGCUCUCAAGACGAGUUUGAACGGCAAGCAGAAGUGCUACAUCAACAUCUGCGCUAAUGAAAAGGUGGGUAAACCCGAAUGUAAGUGGGGGGUGUCUGAGGAUGGACGCCGAGGGCAGUGCUGGUCCCUGCCUCACAGUCUGCACCCCGGGAGACAAGACACAGACCCAAAGGGAAACAAAAUCAUGAUUUAUGAUGUUAUUUUCCACCCUGACACCAUUCACAUAGCAAGGAGAAACACCAGAUUCAUGGAUAUGUUGGACAACACAGCCAUUCAGGGGAUCCAGGAUGCUUUCAAGGUGACUCUGGACAAAAGCAAUGUGAGAGAGAUGAGCACCAAAUAUAAAGGCACACCUCAGGCUUGUGUCAUUCGAAAACCCGUACCUGGAUAUAAAGCCAGAGUACCCUCCGAGCAGCCUGACCCUCUUGCCUUCCCAUACCCAGAUGAAAAAAAAAGACCUACCACAUCCCUUAAAACAAAAAACAGCAAACCUAUCCAGCCUCAAACAGCCAAAGGACCCACCACGCCAAACUAUACAGUGAAAUACAGAUCACUCAUCGAUCUGCAGGACUUCAGAUGUUCCAGAGGCUCAGCAAAGAGUCCCAGGCCCAAAGCGAUUGUGGUCACCAUCGACUUGCCGCUUCUGAAGUCGGUAAGAGACGCCAACCUUGAAGUAAAAGAGAAAAGCCUGCUGCUGGAGUCCAAGAAGCCUGCAUACAGACUGGAGCUGCCCUUAGCCUACCCUGUGGACGAGGAUAAAGGAGAGGCACAGUUCAACAGACAGAGAGGACAGCUGACUGUCACACUGCCCGUUCUUCCUUCUAAGGAGGUGUUUGAUUUCACCGUAGGGACAGCUCAGGCUGUUAGUGAGGAUGAGGAGGAGGAGAAGGAAGAUACAUUAAAGGGGGAGGAGAGGGAAGGCAACAAAUGUGAGGAGGAGGAGGAAGGAAAAGUGGAAGAGAGGGGCUUGAAGCAACAGAAGAGGGAAGUGGAGAAAAGUAAAGAAGAGGACAAUAAAUCUGAGGUGGAAGAGGAGAAGCAGCAAAAUAGGGAAGCUGAGAAAAGUGAUGAGAUUCAUGAAAGCAGAGUGGAGGAGGAGGAGGAGGACAAAUUGAAAGAGCAGAAAAGUGAUGCUGAAGAAGCUGUGAAACCAAACCAGCAGGAUGAGCUAGAUGAUGAAAGAGAGUUACAUAACAAAUUGAAGGAAGAAGAAAAGACAAGAGAGACUAUAGAUGAAUACCUGAAGGUGGAAACCAUUACAACACCUCCAAACUACACACACAGUGAGGAAUCCCACACUGCUGUUGUUGUUUCCGAGCGGGCAGAGUCCAGCGAAGCGCCUGCAGUGGAUAAAGCAAACAAGUCAAGACUAGGAGGCAACAGGGUCGUACACUUCUCUGAGGAGCCCAGUCAGAUCUCGGACAACGGCUCAGAGGAGGUAGAUGAAGAUGACCUGCCGACAGAGCACAACAUCCAAAACCCAGAGCCUGAUAAAAAGCAGCCGCCGCCUGUCUUAUUGAGGGAAAUUGAUCAAGAUGGAAAUGAGACGGUCGUCAGCGAUCACUCCACAUCGGCUGGGUUCAUCUUCCAAAACUCCCUCCUGUAUGAACUGGACUGA
Molecule: messenger RNA, 1836 nt
Organism: Scomber scombrus (Atlantic mackerel)
Lineage: Eukaryota; Metazoa; Chordata; Actinopteri; Scombriformes; Scombridae
Gene: dnaaf2
Product: dynein axonemal assembly factor 2
Exons: 2
Coding region: 1-1836 (611 amino acids)
Biological process (GO): axonemal dynein complex assembly
Cellular component (GO): cytoplasm
Source: RefSeq, a predicted model, not a curated record